UGGCGGUGGUGGCGGUGCCUGGUGGCACCGGUGGUGGCACCGGUGGUGGCACCGGGGGAGCAGCCGGGGGACAUCGCGCUGGGUGCCAGGGUCCCGUGUGUCCCCUCCCCAGGCGGUGGCGGGGACAGGAGGGGACACGGAGCGCCCACGAGGGGUCCCUGGGGGUCACCAGGGGGUGUUUCCCACUCAUCCCAGUCCAAACUGGGAGCGACUGGGACGUGCUGGCUGCGCUGGAAGCGACAUCCCGGGGGACACCGUGGCCUCGCGGUGCCACCGGGAAGGGAUGGCUGCAGGUGCCCCGCGGGGGAAACUGAGGCACGGCACCGCUGGCCCCGUGCCCGGGGGUCGCUGUGUCACUCCAGGGGUGGCCUGGAAGCGCCAGGACACCCUCGGGGGUCUCACGGCCCCCAGGAGCGGGGACAUCCCCGCGUGGUCCCCGCCGUGUCCCCCGGUACGGCGACAACGCCACCUCACCCUCGUCCCUGGCGUCGCGACGCCGCUGCCAGCCCGUGCCAGGCGCGUCACCUUCGAGGACGAGGUGGUGACAGCGCGGGGGAGGGCGCAGGAGAAGCCGGGGGACAGCGCUGUGUCCCCAAAAGUGUCACCGCGGCCGGGCGCUGUGUCCCCAGAAGUGUCACCGUCGCCAGGCGCCGUCGCGGACUACGUGGCGAGGUACCCCGCGAUCCGGAGCCCCCGGCAGCGGGCCGGGUACCUGGGGGUGUUCCAGGACCAGCGCCAGGAAUUCCGGGAUCUGCUCCGGGAGCUCCGUGACACUCGGCACCCUCCGGGCAGCACGGAUCCAUCCCGGCUGCAGAAGCAGCGGCGCUGUGAGUACCUCAAGGAGAAGCUGUCGCACCUCAAGGCGCGGAUCCGCGACUACGACCGCGCCAGCCCCGCUGCCUCCUGAGCCGGCGACAACCGGCGACAACCGGCGACAACCGGCGACAACCCCGGGCCACCCCGAGGGCUGGGCAGGGGGUGGCGGUGUCAUUGCACCCCCCGGUUUGGGGCUUUUUGGGGAGCCUCGGGGGGGUGCCGACCCCCUUUUUGUACCCCUGGAUGUGUCGCUCGUCCCCCGUGGGAAUUGGGGACCCCCCCCUCGUGAAGGGGGGGAAGGUUUUAAUUUAAUAAUUAGGACU
Messenger RNA from Corvus hawaiiensis (hawaiian crow), 1139 nucleotides. It is a transcript of the gene OCEL1, whose product is annotated as occludin/ELL domain containing 1. The transcript has 3 exons. The record is from RefSeq and is a predicted model, not a curated record. Gene Ontology annotation, biological process: bicellular tight junction assembly. Gene Ontology annotation, cellular component: cytoplasmic vesicle; apical plasma membrane; bicellular tight junction. The coding region runs from base 284 to 907 and encodes 207 amino acids. NCBI's taxonomy places the organism in Eukaryota, Metazoa, Chordata, Aves, Passeriformes, Corvidae.